AUGGAAAAUGUCUCCUGGAUAAGACACAGAGACUUACACCUCCUGACCGUAGGUAGAUUCACCUACACCUCCGACCAGAGAUUCAUCAGCAUCCACAACCCUAUGACUGAAGACUGGACCCUUCAAGUUCGGUAUCCUCAGAGACGGGAUAGCGGGGUCUACGAGUGUCAAGUGGGCACCACGCCGCCUAUCGGAACCACAAUGUUUUUAUCAGUCGUGGGUGAGUGA
This is a messenger RNA of Phaedon cochleariae (mustard beetle), 228 nucleotides long. The record is from the annotation of a GenBank genome assembly. NCBI's taxonomy places the organism in Eukaryota, Metazoa, Arthropoda, Insecta, Coleoptera, Chrysomelidae.